AUGUCCGCGGCAGAAGCUGAAGAGAGCACCAAGGACGAAAAGCUAAAAGCCGCGCUCUGGUAUGCCGUUGGCCAGAUCGUGGACUCCGUCGGUCUCUCCCAAGACAUCAACGCCAGUCCUCACUUCAUCGGCGGCCUCAGUGAGAUGGUGUGGGCCCAGAUCGACAAUGUCGCCCGCGAUCUCGAGGCCUUUGCAAAGCAUUCUACACGCUCGACCAUUAAUUGCAAAGACGUGCUGUUGCUAGGGCGGCGCAACGAAGGCCUCGACGAGCUCCUCCAAGCCGAAACUCGAGCUGUUCGCGAGAGGGAUGGAUGA
Messenger RNA from Neohortaea acidophila, 315 nucleotides. Its product is annotated as kinetochore component CENP-S-domain-containing protein. Gene Ontology annotation, molecular function: chromatin binding; protein heterodimerization activity. NCBI's taxonomy places the organism in Eukaryota, Fungi, Ascomycota, Dothideomycetes, Mycosphaerellales, Teratosphaeriaceae. Gene Ontology annotation, biological process: replication fork processing; resolution of meiotic recombination intermediates. The record is from RefSeq and is a predicted model, not a curated record. The transcript has a single exon. Gene Ontology annotation, cellular component: FANCM-MHF complex; Fanconi anaemia nuclear complex. Bases 1 to 315 code for a protein of 104 amino acids.